AGCAUCAAGGUGCCCCACACGGAAUUCCCAACUUAUUAUGUAACCCGAGAAUAAAAGCCGCCCAUCACUGUGCAAAAGGGGGGCCGGUUCCAGACGGUUCCAGACGGCGCCAGCACGACUCGGUGACGGUCCCACUGGCUGCCAACACAUUGCUGGCCGCUGCUUGUAUUUCCUAACGAUCUGGAGAUGGACUUCGUUCUGCCCGCCACUCUACCCGCUACUGGGAUCUCCUGGGAGAAGUUUCUGCCUCCUCUCAUACCGCAGUUAAACGGGAUCUAUGGACAAGCAUCGGAGUUGGGUCUCCGUCUUCCAGAAGCCCGGCAGUCACCCAGUUCCACACAGGUGAACUGCGACCCCAGCGGCUUCACGGUACACGUGGACGUGAAGCUCUUCAGCCCGGAGGACCUUCUGGUCAAGGUCCGCGGGGACUUCGUGGAGGUCCAGGGGAAGCACGAAGAGAAGAAGAAGGACGGAUCAGGCACCAUGACCCGACAGUUCAGUCGCCGCUACCGCAUCCCAGAGGGAGUGGACACCAUGGCGCUGGAGUCCGCCGUUUCCCCUGAGGGCAUCCUCAUCAUCUUCGCUCCGAUGCUCCCGAUACAACCCAUACAGAGCUAGAGGGGUGUUGACGCUAUGCACCAAGACACAUCCCUUUUGCUAUGUUUUUCAAUAAUGUGAUGGCAUAUGUUUGGAUUUCACACGCGCAAAUAGUCCUAGGUUGCCAUGACCCAGAACACGGUACACAGAACAGAGCAGCAUGUUCCUGGCACUGCUCAGAUAUUCCCACUCUCUGACAUGUGUAUAUACUAGCCAGCGGAUAUUUAUGUCAAUGUUAUAAAAAAAAGUCAUUGUAAAUAUAAUGUAUUCAGAACUAACAACAAAUUGGUUUUGCCGAGACAAUCUAUGCAAUAUAUUGUAGACAAUAUGGAGAAAAAAAAAGAGAUCUUUCAAAAGUUAAUGUUUUAAUUUAUAUUUGUCACAGCAUCUUUAUAAAUACAUGAUACAAAUGCACUCUUUAUGUAUAAAAUUAAAAAACAAAACUAUU
Molecule: messenger RNA, 1045 nt
Organism: Gadus morhua (Atlantic cod)
Lineage: Eukaryota; Metazoa; Chordata; Actinopteri; Gadiformes; Gadidae
Gene: hspb6
Product: heat shock protein, alpha-crystallin-related, b6
Exons: 4
Coding region: 187-618 (143 amino acids)
Biological process (GO): response to heat; negative regulation of apoptotic process; protein refolding
Cellular component (GO): cytoplasm; nucleus
Source: RefSeq, a predicted model, not a curated record